GCACAAAAUGAUGAUUUUACCGGCAAUCGAAAAGUAUUUGACUACGUAAUUCUGGCGUUUAACGCGAAUGUAGAUGGCGAUACUAAACAAAAAAGUUGCCGCAUUGUGUGAAACGCGAGGCGCGAAAUAUUGUAUUUCGUAUAUCGUUCUUUGCGAAAAAAAUGUGUGAAAGUGUUGUAUUCGCGAUUAACAGUUCGGUGUUGAUGAAUACUAAUCAACGCAAGUAUAAUUUGUCGUGCAUUGGAUAUCAUGAGUUAAGUCAAUGUUAAACAUGAACGAUUACUGUAUUAUCCUUAGGGUCUAAUAUCUAUGUGUGCGACUAGAGGUCGCAUUUGGUUUUCAAUGAUUUUAUAGGGAAUAAAAAAUAUACGAAAAACCAUUCAAAUUUCUUCGUGCGGAGAACCGAAAGUAUGUGUUGUGAGAUGAGAUAGAUAUUUAUAAAAAGACAAGAUGAGCGUUACCGGUAAACAGCUCUAUGAUAAGAUUUGUGGGCUACGACCGGAUCUGUCAUCGGGGAUCACAUCGGAGAUUUUGAGCAAGGUCUGUGACGAUCCUAACACGCAGCCUUUUCUGGAGUGGUUCUGUAAGAAUGUGAGCAACGCCAAUGUCCUCUCUAUUGAGGAAAUAAAAUUAAAAAAUUCAUUGCAAAAUGCUGGCGAGUGGCUAGAAAAUGAAGCAUUGGAUGUUGCGUUGGAGGAAGCAACCAAAGAAUAUACAGAUUUGCUCCAACUUGUCAGUAUAGACGAUACAUAUAGAGAAGAUUUGUUUGUAGAGUAUGAAACAUUGAAGGAAAGCUAUAAAGACAGCGAGGAAUAUCUUCAAACAUUGAAGCAUAGCACAAAAAAUCUAAAGGGUAUUGAGAACAAGUUGGAUGAUGACAUUGAAGAAAUGGAAACUAUAUUGGCUAAAGAACAGAUUGAAACAGAAAAAGCAUAUGAUGAUUGUAGUGUAAUUCUGAAAGAAUUUGACAAAAAUAAUUCUCAAUUCUCUGAGGAUGUUUAUAAUCUUUUGAAUAUAUAUGCAGAUGCUGUUAAAAAUCAAGGUAAUCCAAUAUUAUGGUCGCAAAUGCCCAUAGAUUUGUUUAUUAAACAAGUAGAACUUUAUAAUCAUUAUCUAAGUAUUUAUAUAAAAAAGCAAUUUGAAAACAAUAGUAAAAAAGAGCAAGAAGAAAAUUUGGAUAUAUUUCUAAUAAAUGAUAGUAGGGAGAAACAAGUUGAUGAAAGAAUGUACGAGUUAUUUUUAUGUAAAACCACCUUGACAAAUUCUAGAAUAAAAGACAUUAGUGCUAAUGUGCAAGAGGAGUCUUAUAAAGCAAUGUUACAGUGUGUGCAAGAUAUCUGUAAUGAUGGAAUUUUAAAGGUACCUGGGGAUAGUAAAUUACAAGAUGAAAUACAGACAUUAAGCAUGAAAAGAGAUUUCCUGGAGCAGAAUGUCGAACUUUUACGGGAUCAACAAUUUUCUGAAGAAGUAGUACAAUUUGCAGAAAUGGAGACGCUAAAAAUCUUGAGGAAUGAUGCUCUUGCUCGUCUCGAACGCAGAAAAUCUCGUCUAGAAAAACUCAGGAAUUUACACUCUCUCGCAGUAAAGCAUGGACAUGUUUAUGUGGAUUUACUGUGUAUGUUAAUGGAGAUGCAAUUUUGUUCUCUACGUGAGGUUGCUGAAUUUAUUGCCGAUGCUCAUCAUUACAUCACUACAGAAUAUAAACUGUCCUCUACAAGAUGUGAAGUCAUGCAACAACAACAAGACGAAUAUGCAACUGUCAUCGCACAAUCUUCAAAUACUUAUAAUAUAUUUAAUCAAAUAUUCACUUCCAUGAUGCUCGAUAACGAUACUUCGGACAAAUCAUUUUCUUUGGCAUUGAAAAGAUAUGAUAACCUAAUGGUUGAUAAUAUGGAGAAGAAGAAAUUUAUGUUGGAAACAUAUAUAAAUAAAAUUGAUGAAUUACAAAAAUUAGAGGAUGAAGUUAACAAGGAUUAUAUGGCUGAGAUACAAAACGGGCCGACAAUCAGCUUUAGGCCAAUUUCAUAUGAAAUAAGCAAUACAUACGAAGAAAUAUCCGCAAUCAUUCAAGAAAUACAAGGAGAUUUAACAAGGAUUAGAAAUCAAUUCAAAGAACAAAUGAGGAUGGAUACCAAUUUAGAACGCGAGAAGGACAUUUUAUGGCAGAGAUUCUUGGCAGAGCCAGAUGCGUUAAGAAUGAGAUAUGAGGAAGCGAAAGAAAAAGCAAACGAAUCUCAUUUUGGACACAUUACGGAAACGCUUAGCACCUUAUAAACUUUCGUGAAAUUUAUUUAAAUAAUACAUAUUGACUUCGAGCAUUUCGUCAAACUGAAGGUCUGUCAUCGUCAGAAACGGCGGUACAGUAACGGGAUACUCUGUAUAGUCAGCAGUUCACUGGCCUUCUGAUCGUUGGCGCGCAUUGAAGGUAUUCUCUGCCAGCUUCUAGAAAUUUGCUUUUAGCUUUACGUUCGUCGAUUUAUCUCACGUUGAUGGUAACCGCGAAACGCUGUGAUAAACCGUUCGUGUGUUACAUGAAACCGCGAUAUAUCUUGGAUUUUCCACGACGGUAUUUGAUAUCCUGCAAAGAGCGUUUAUUAUCCCGGUUCUGUGAACAUUAUUUCCUUUAAUACGCAGCGAAAUCCUCGCAAGCUCGAUUUUUCUCAUCAACGUAUAGCAAGAGAGCUGUUUACAAUGUUUCCUAACAAUUCUCACAAAAGAGUUGACUGCACGAUAAUGACUAAUAAUAAUAGCAGCUAUAAAUUAUGGUUCUUAAAGAUCCUUGCGGGUGUAAAAUGAAACCAACAUAGUUUUACUAGCCACUUAUUCGACGGUUCUGGCUUGAAAGCGGCAACUAGAGACAGAAAGAAAAGGGUCGGCUGUCGAUUUCAGGCAAGUCAUUUAAUGUUAACUCGUGUCUUCUAGAAAUUGAUGCUCAUUCUUCGGAUACGAGGCAGCUGUUUUGUCGAUACAACACAAUUGUGUUGCGUAUAUGUAUAAUGACACUAUUAUUUAGAAUCUUGA
This is a messenger RNA of Camponotus floridanus (Florida carpenter ant), 3021 nucleotides long. RefSeq names its product HAUS augmin-like complex subunit 3 (gene dgt3). The transcript has 11 exons. Lineage: Eukaryota; Metazoa; Arthropoda; Insecta; Hymenoptera; Formicidae. Gene Ontology annotation, cellular component: HAUS complex; mitotic spindle; centrosome. The record is from RefSeq and is a predicted model, not a curated record. Bases 451 to 2274 code for a protein of 607 amino acids. Gene Ontology annotation, biological process: centrosome cycle; spindle assembly.